CUCUCUCUCACAGGGUUCCCCGCAGGAAUGGGGGGCAAGCCAGGGAUCAAAGGGAGGGUCUUUCACCCGCCCGCAGUAGCAUUGGUAUUCCCGAGGCAGAUCACGCUCAGGAUACUCGCCCCGAAAAUCGCCUCUUCUAGCCGUUCCACGCUAGCCUUCCCCUUGGAUCGCCCUCCCCCUUCCGCGCCUUCCCCCUCCCCCUCCGCGUCCCCCUCGUCCCCCUCGCCCUCCUCGUCGCUGCUGCUGUCGGAGAGCAGCGCGGGGAACUGCUGCGCCAGGCGCGCGGGGUCCGUGAUGAAGGGGAGCGGGCGCAUGGCGGAGGGGAACGCGGACGGGAACGCGGAAGGCUGGGGGAACACGGCGGAUGCGGGGAAUCCGCCAGGGGUAGGCGCGGCGGAAGACGAAGCGGAAGCGGUGGCGGUGCUGCUAGCGCUGUUGCUUGCGGCACUACUAUUACCCCCCAUGCUACUAUUAGUACCCAUGCUGCGACCAAUUGGAGCUUGCGCCAUUGCCCCCGCUGGCUCCUCCGCCAGUUCCCCCGCCUCCGCCCGCUCCCCGUCCGCGUCCGCCUGCAGUUCCGCCGCCGUCGCUAGCGCCCCCGCCCCUACCUCCCCCUCUAUUCGCGCCACGCCCGCCGCUUCCCCUCCCACGAUCUCCGCCUCCACUUCCGCGGCCUUGCGCUGCCGCAGGCCCGCUAAACGCGGGAUUGGGCCCGAGAAUUCCGGAGGACGACGCGAGUUGCGGUCGAAUCAACUGAGGCGGCUGCUGGCGCUGCGGCUGGCGCGCGCCUCGUCCGCGCGCCGCCUGGCGAGACGGCACCUCGCUCCAUUCGCCGUCGUCCAUUGUUGCCAGAGGUAA
This is a messenger RNA of Closterium sp. Naga37s-1, 858 nucleotides long. NCBI's taxonomy places the organism in Eukaryota, Viridiplantae, Streptophyta, Zygnematophyceae, Desmidiales, Closteriaceae. The record is from the annotation of a GenBank genome assembly.